CUGACAAUGAGAACGGUCAGUAAUGUCUUCUUUCUUCUCCAUUCCUCAGGUGCAGACAGCUGUGGAUUAAUGGUGCAAACCUACAUCAACUGUCAGACCUGCGCCGAGGAGAAGGUUGUCUGCGCCGGGGGCCCUCCAAAAAAUCAAGACUACUUGGAGAGAUGCAGCUGCCUGUGCACCUCCAACAGAUGUUUCGAUCUGAAAACUGGACGGUCCUGCUCUCCAUGUAAAGAUCACAAGUCUCACCUGGCAGAGACUGUAAAAUGUGGAGAGAUAAAUAUAAAAAUCCCAGAAUAUGAAGAACUAAUUCUGGACUGUACUUUUGAAUGGUACGCAAGGCUGGAGGACACCUAUAACAAUGUGUUCACCCUGCCUCGUGAACACAAUCCCAAAAUCACCCGGGAGCCCUAUCUUGUGAUCAAGGGCGUACAGAUGGGGGACUCCGGACGGUACACGUGUACCACCAUCCUGGACUCUGAGGUGCCAGUGAGUAAGAUCACCUAUAACGUGGCAGUUAUCAGCGAAUCGGAACAGGCGACAAAAAAAUACCAUCCUCGCCCUACACUUCCUGAUGUGCUUGACAUCACAGCGCCUGAGCCGCCACUUCUAGAGGAGCUACAGAACAACAAUGCUUCCCUCAUAGCAAUAUCUGUGGCCGGCUCCGUCACCAUCAUGCUGAUCGCUGGCAUAUGCAUCUGCAUGUUCUGGAGGAAAAUUAAAUCUAAAGAGCCUCUGGAAAAAGAGCCAGUGUGA
This is a messenger RNA of Bufo bufo (common toad), 753 nucleotides long. Its product is annotated as izumo sperm-egg fusion protein 1-like. The record is from RefSeq and is a predicted model, not a curated record. Gene Ontology annotation, molecular function: protein binding involved in heterotypic cell-cell adhesion; signaling receptor binding. NCBI's taxonomy places the organism in Eukaryota, Metazoa, Chordata, Amphibia, Anura, Bufonidae. Gene Ontology annotation, biological process: heterotypic cell-cell adhesion; sperm-egg recognition; fusion of sperm to egg plasma membrane involved in single fertilization. Gene Ontology annotation, cellular component: plasma membrane; acrosomal membrane. The coding region runs from base 7 to 753 and encodes 248 amino acids. The transcript has 8 exons.